AGUGGUAGCCCCUUUACCCGCCGGAAGACGAUAACAUAACCCUGGCUAGGACAUCUGCACUCCAUCGCCACACUUCGCUCCGUCAGCAAACCGUUCGGGACAAGAAAAACUUCACCAUGGCUAAUAUGAUCGUGGCGAUCGUCCUUGCGUUGGGUCUGGUGCUGGGUGCCUCUGCACAGUACGAAAGCCACGCCAGAAUCCCGGAACCGAGGAUUAAUCGUGCCGUGACGGAGACUGUGACGAGGACGAACACGGUGACGCACACGUUCCGCGUGACGACGACAAGCGACAUCUGGGUGACGGAGAGCACCUUCGUGGAGCUCCCCGUGACGGUGUACACGACGGAGCGCGACUACGUGCCCGAGGUGCCCAGGACGGUGACCUCGGUGCUCAGGGUCACCACCACACCGGUCUUCGUAAAAACCGCCGAGGAUUUCGUGAAUCCCUCCCGAACCUUCGUUUCCGUCUACACAAGCUUUGUUACCGUCACAGAGACUGUUCAAUUCUGGCAGAGCAUCUAUCACAUCUCUACUGAUUUCCAGAUUACCACAAUACCAGUUUGGACUACCCAAGAACUUCUCCAGCAGUUGGUCACCACCACGACCCAUUACGUCACUAGCUUCGUUACUUCUACGCAAGCAUACUACGGCCAUUAAAAUAAACCAUGGUGGAUAAUUUUCGUUAAAA
This is a messenger RNA of Penaeus chinensis, 687 nucleotides long. RefSeq lists its product as uncharacterized. The record is from RefSeq and is a predicted model, not a curated record. The transcript has 6 exons. The coding region runs from base 117 to 656 and encodes 179 amino acids. NCBI's taxonomy places the organism in Eukaryota, Metazoa, Arthropoda, Malacostraca, Decapoda, Penaeidae.